Messenger RNA from Trichomycterus rosablanca, 5949 nucleotides. It is a transcript of the gene zcchc14, whose product is annotated as zinc finger, CCHC domain containing 14. The transcript is spliced from 13 exons. The record is from RefSeq and is a predicted model, not a curated record. Lineage: Eukaryota; Metazoa; Chordata; Actinopteri; Siluriformes; Trichomycteridae. Bases 213 to 2933 code for a protein of 906 amino acids. Gene Ontology annotation, molecular function: protein binding; phosphatidylinositol binding; nucleic acid binding.
CAGGUAACAUUGCAUUAGAUUGGACUGGAAACGCUAUCAAAUCUAAUCCAGUGUUUUAGUCCAUUAUCAUCCAGAUACCAAAGUCAGAACGGUGCUGCACCAAAUUCUCCUCUGCACCUUAAAAUGCCUUUCUAGAGCCCGACUUGGAACGUUUUUAAGGUACGGAUUUAGUACAGCGACAAACCGGAGAAUCUUUCCCCUAAAAGUUCAAAAUGGUGGAGAAUAGGUGUUGCCUCAAGAGAGAAGGGGUUUAUCGCUGGUUCUCGGGAUUAAGUUCGGCUCGGAGGGCCGAGUUCCUGUGUGGACUGUUGGACCUUUGCGUCCCAGUGGAGCUGCGCUUCCUUGGAUCCUGCCUAGAGGACCUCGCCCGUAAGGACUACCACUCGCUGAGGGACGCCGAGAUCAAGGCCAACAACCCGGCCGACCUGGCGCUUCUGGCCAACGUGACGGACGAGGUGGUGCGGAGCAAGCUCCUGGUCUCGCUGGCCCUGCUCGGAUCGGACAACCGCCUGGCCGCCGGCGUCCUUUACCGGACCCUCACGCACAUCGAUACGGUCGUUCACGACUACGGGCUGCGGCCGAGCGACGGGCGUACGGGCGAGCAGUUCCUGCUGCUCUUCACCAUGGCAGCCAAUCAUCCUGCCUUCAGCUUCCACCAGAAGCAGGUGCUACGUCAGCAGCUGGUGCAGAUCCAGGAGAUCCUGCAGAGCAGCGGGGCCGAGACGCCGCACGGAGGCAGUGCGGGUUUACCCACUGCGCCGACUUCGUCGUCUACCUACGCCAGCCCGCCCGCACACCUCACCUGCUGCACUAAGACGGUACAGAGAGAGGCGACGACCGGCCCGGCCGACGACGAUUUGGGCUCUGAGGUCACGUCUCCGACCCCGCUGCCCUCUCCUCAGGAGCUGCCGGCGAAAGUGCAUUCUGGGAAGUCUGGAAAAGUUUGGGUCGAGAGGAUCGAGCUGAAGGGCGUGACGCACAAACCAGAUACUACAGCGGAAUACACACUGGAGGUUUUUUGGUCUGAUUCGACACUAUCCAUCAUUACCAAGACGUCUCAGGAGCUGCUGGAUUUGCUCUCUCGGCUCUCCCAGCUCUUCCCUGAUAACUGUACGGAGAACGUCCUCCCCCAGACAGGCUCUGACCCUCACCAUGUGGACCUGAGGUGUUUGGGUUCUCUUCCGGCUCACGUUCUAAAACACGAGCGAGUCGGUCUCUUCUGCUCAUCGUCCAGCUCUCAGUUACCAACCGGCACCAAUCUGAGCUGUCUGCUGCAGUAUAAAGGAUCCAGCAGGACGUUAUGCGGCGUGGCCAGCGUACAGCCGGUGGUGAACGUCCUCGCCUCGUUACCCCAGCCUUCACCUGCACACCCGCCCCCUCCGCCCAUCCAGCCCUUUCACCCCACCCCCGCCGUACCCCUGGGAGAGAACAGCUCCGCUCUACAGCAACCGCAGCAGCAACCGCUGCACCACCAGCACCCGCCACCGGGCCCCGAGCAGAACGGCAUCUUGGACUGGCUCCGUAAGCUCCGCCUCCACAAGUACUACCCCGUCUUCAAACAGCUCACCAUGGAGGAGUUCCUUGCUCUCACAGAGGAGGACCUGAAUAAGUACGACCUGACUCAGGGAGCCAAGAAGAAGCUGAAGACCCAACUGGAGCUGCAGAAGGAGAAGUUGGAGAAGAGAUACACGCCGGCUCAGUUCCCUCUGUCCUGUACCGGAGUCGCCAGAGUAACACCGUCCACCUACAACGGUCCCAUCACACACACACAGUCAGGCAGCAGCACCGAGCUGCGUGUGGAGGUGGACGCCGGGUCUCUACCGGUUCUCAGGGACAGCAGCUCAUCAUCCGGUUACUCCAGCUCACCGUCCAGUCCCAUGAUUCCACUGAAAGAGACACACAGACGUGUCGAUGUGGAGUCCGCUGAAAAAGACCGUGUGUGUUUCGUUCUCGGUCCCGCCGGAUCCGGUCCGAGUCGCCCCACGGCUCAGGUUCUUCCCGUCCAGAACGACCCGUCCGUCUGUCUGUCUCAUCCGAGCAUGAACCCUCCAUCCCUCCCUCCUUCCCUCCUCCCCCCGGGUCGGGGCCACGCCUCUUCCUCUCGUAAGCCGCGCCCUCCUCCUCUCUGCUCCACCGUGGGUGUGGAGGUUCCACCUCCGGGGCAUCAAGAAGCCGAGACGUCGUCGUCGAGCUCGAACGUCCUCCAUCAUAUUUCACAUCCCACUCUACACUUCCAAGUUACCUCGUCGCCCGGCCACGCCCGAUUGACGCCGUACCCGAGCCCCGCCUCCUCGUCGUCCUGCACUUCGACCUUCAUGUCCUCGUCGCCCUCCUCCAAACACACCUUCUCGCCCGUCCCCAUGGCGGCCGUCUCCGGGAACACGUACAGCGCCAGCAACGCGUCCGUGCCGGCCCCUCCCACGUCUAGCCCGGUCACCACGGAGACGGCGUGCUACGGCUCCGCCCAGUCCAGCUGCCCGGUGUCGUGCGUGUGCAGCUCGUGUGGCUGCAGCGGGAACUGCAGCUCCUUCUACUUCCCGCACCCGUUCUCCGGGACGUCCCUGCUGACCUUCGGGCCGCUCCUGCACUUCAGCCCGCUGCUGGCGGGAGGCGCCUCCGCGUCCCCGUUCUCGUACCCGCUGGUCACGCCGCCCGUCUACAGCAGCGGCGUGGCGCACGACUCGCAGCAGAACCUGGUGCUGCCCCCCGUGCAGGGGUUCCCAGGGGGCGGGGCUAACAUGUACCAGCCCCACGGCAUGAUGGGGAACGGAGGUGUGGGGCUGAAGAAGGCGGGCAGCGUGUCGUGUUACAACUGUGGGAUGAGCGGGCAUCGCGCGCACGACUGCAAACAACCGCCCAUGGACUCGGCUCAGCAAGGCAUGUUUCGUCUGAAGUAUUCCCCGCAGUCGGACAGCCAGGACUCCGGCGACUAGACAGGAGGUGCAUGACCUUCUCGGAGCCCGGAGAAUUAUCGUGAGGACUUGCUGCAGAGGGUGUGUUGUCGCCCCCCUCUGGCUCAGUCCUGUUCCCACACGCCCCGCGGUGUUCGGCACUAAACAGUGAGUACAGACGCCACUCGCACCUUCCUGUCGGGACUCGAGAGAGAAUGAAGCACAAGCACCUUUCAUUUCGGAGGAAUUCGGGACGGAGUACACGCAACAAUCGCGGCCCUCUUCAGGAACGACCGACUUUUAUUUAGACUUGGUGACGUAUUUGUAUUUCUACAAUCGUUUCUAGUCAGUUGAGGAGUUUUUACUGAGCUGUUUUUAUUUUUUUUUAAUCAGAGGACGCAGUGUUUACAGGACGAUGUUUCAAAGCCUUAAAAUCCUCCGCGUGUCCAUAAUAAAUGUGCCAACAAUCAGCUGUACUCGGCGCACGGUACCGUUUUCUGCACGGACGCCGGCUGGACGAGCCUGAACGUCCCGUAUUUUGUUCGGACCUGAACCUGACAAACUUCCUGACCGGAGGUGGAUCCUGUUCCUCACAUGUACAGACUCAUGUUAGUUCUUUCUCAUAUUCGCGCCAGCCGCCGCCUUCGCAGCUUUAAACGAAUGUAGGUUCACGAACCUAAAAUUAGCACCUUAGCUUGUCCACAUUAGCACUGGCUUCUUUCAUUCAGAGGAACUUCAGAGGAAAUGGAAAUAUUCUGUACAUACCAAACAAUUCUGUCUUUAGCAAAGCUUUAUCUAGAUCUUUCAUUUUACACUUUGGCAGCUUCCAACUCUGAAUAUUUUUAUUAAAAACUACAAUUUUUGUUCUGUCUUUACCGUCCUCGCUACUCAGCUCUGGAGAAAAGAAAAUAUCACAGAGGGGAAUCAACCGAAAUUGUUUCUGCUGCCAAAAAAACUAACACAACAGGUACGCUGAUGUCCAGACAAACAUUUCGGAAUGUGUUCAAAACACAACACACGACCAGCCAAACACCUUCGGAAUGUGUUCAAAACACAACGUGUGUUUGUCUGGACACCAACAGACAUCAGAAUGUUUUUAAAACACAACAUGUGCCUUUUGGUGAGAGGACAAAACUAGUGUAAUAUGUUUAAAAUACAACACGUCCAGACAAAACUAGUAUAACGUGUUCAAAACACAACACACGACCAGCCAAAACUAGUAUAACGUGUUCAAAACACAACACACGACCAGCCAAAACUAAUAUAACGUGUUCAAAACACAACAUGUGUGUUUGUCUGGACACCAACAGACAUGAGAAUGUUUUUAAAACACAACCUUUUGUUGUGCCUUUGUGUGAGAAGAUAAAACUAGUGUAAUAUGUUUAAAACACAACACACGACCAGACAAAACUAAUAUAAUGUGUCCAAACACAACACACGACCAGCCAAAACUAAUAUAAUGUGUUCAAAACACAACAUGUGCUUGUCUGGACACCAACAGACAUCAGAAUGUGUUCAAACACAACACUCGACCAGCCAAACACUUCAGAAUGUGUUCAAAACACAACACGUGUAUGUUAAUAUCCAGACAAACACAUCAGAAACAUCAAAAACACAACACAAGUCAUUUGAUGUCCAAACAAACAUGUCGGAAUGUGUUCAAAACACAACACGUGCACUUUGCUGUCCGGAGAAACACUUCAGAAUGUGUUCAAAACACAACACACGACCAGCCAAAACUAGUAUAAUGUGUUCAAAACACAACACACGACCAGCCAAAACUAGUAUAAUGUGUUCAAAACACAACACGUGCCUUUUGGUGACCAGACAAAACUAGCAUAAUGUGUUCAAAACACAACAUGUGUGUUUGUCUGGACACCAACAGGCAUCAGAAUGUGUUCAAAACACGACAAGUGCCUUUCGGUGAGCAGACAAAACUAGUACAAUGUGUUCAAAACAUAACACGUGCACUUAGCUGUCCAGAGAAACACUUCAGAAUGUGUUCAAAACACAACACGUGUAUGUUAAUAUCCAGACAAACACAUCAGAAACAUCAAAAACACAACACAAGUCAUUUGAUGUCCAAACAAACAUGUCGGAAUGUGUUCAAAACACAACACACGACCAGCCAAAACUAGUAUAAUGUGUUCAAAACACAACAUGUGUGUUUGUCUGGACACCAACAGACAUCAGAAUGUGUUCAAAACACGACAAGUGCCUUUCGGUGAGCAGACAAAACUACCACAAUGUGUUCAAAACACACCAGACGUCUACAUACUUUUGGUACUUUUGGCCAAAAUUCUUGUGAGAAACCUUCUUAAAAGAGUCAUUCUAUUUUAAUGCCAUUUGUGUUUAAAAUCAGAUGUUCGACCAGCCUAUUGGUCAGGCGUCCAAAUACAUUUGGUCAUAUAGUAGCUUUACAGCAGCUGCGGUCGUGUCCUAAUCCUCAUGAGGAAUCAGGAGGCCGUGCAGCCCAGUUCAACAGCCAUCGAAUGAAUGAAUGAUUGGAAAAACGUGUAUGUUUUACAGGUGACUAUAAACUUUUGAGCUCAGGUGUAUAACAGCAGGUCGCUCAGCAGAAUGAUGAUUUUGACAUUUAUUUCUUUUUAUAAACACAUUGAUGUUAUUUCUGCGCUCUGUACGUUGUUUUUUACUGAAAGACUCUGUAAAUCUACGUAAAUGUACGGGCAGCAGUAUCGAAUAAGGUACUGGAAUGGUUAUCAGAAGGUUUUUGUUUGAACCCCACUACUGCCAAGUUGCCACUGUUGGGGUCCCUGAGCAAGGCUUUUAAUUCUCAGUUGUUUAAACUGUGUUUGGUCGCUUUGGAUAAAGGCGUCUGCUAAGUGCCAUCAAUGUAAAUGUUUGGACGACAUGGGCAGCAUUUUUUAUUGUUUUUUAUUUUUAUUAUUACGAGGAAAAAGUUGCGACUUGAAUCGUUUGUUUUUUCUUGUACGAAUUUGAUGGUUUUUGUAUUUAAUAUUUAGACGCUGAAUGAGUUUGUGUUCAUUUUGUACUUAAUGGAUUUUGGGAUUUUUUAGAAAUAAAAUAUUCAGAUUUA